AUGAAUAAUUUAUAUAAACACGCAUUGAAACAAAACCAAAGUAUAACGCAGGAUUUAGAGAAAUUUGAAAAUGCCGAGGAUGCUUCUGUUGGCUUACAAGGACAAAUAUCUGCAAGUCUCAUUGCUUUAAAACGAACAAUUGAUGAUUAUGAUAAUCUUGCUAAAAGAGAAAUGAUUCUUGUUAAGCAAGAAAAAGCUUUUGCUAAUGUAAGUAAAUUAAGAAAUGAAUACAAUGAAUUCAAAAAGCUAUUUGAACGGCUAAAACAACGUGAAACUAAUAAGGUUAUUCAAAAUGAUAGAUCAGAAUUAUUAGGGCGAAGACACAAUACAUCCACACCAGAAUAUCCUUUUCAACAACAUGAUUAUUCGGGAGAACAACAUGCAUUACGAGAACAUAAUUUUAUAAAUGAGACGGAUUCAAAACUUGACGAAUUUAUAGCACAUGGAAGAGAAGUGCUUAACAAUAUGUAUGAUCAAAAUAAUACUUUGAAGAAUACUCAAAGGAAGGUUCUUGAUGCGGCAAACACGCUUGGAUUAUCACGAAAUGUUAUUCAAUAUAUUGAACGACGAUCUACUCAAGAUAUGUGGAUUUUUAUAGUGGGAUGUAUCAUUACCUUAUUAAGUAUGUGGGCAAUUGUACAUUAUUUAACGUAA
Funneliformis caledonium is the source of this 654-nucleotide messenger RNA. The record is from the annotation of a GenBank genome assembly. Lineage: Eukaryota; Fungi; Glomeromycota; Glomeromycetes; Glomerales; Glomeraceae.